This is a messenger RNA of Ascoidea rubescens DSM 1968, 1377 nucleotides long. It is a transcript of the gene CDS1, whose product is annotated as phosphatidate cytidylyltransferase. Bases 1 to 1377 code for a protein of 458 amino acids. Gene Ontology annotation, molecular function: phosphatidate cytidylyltransferase activity. Gene Ontology annotation, cellular component: endoplasmic reticulum membrane. Lineage: Eukaryota; Fungi; Ascomycota; Saccharomycetes; Ascoideales; Ascoideaceae. The transcript has a single exon. The record is from RefSeq and is a predicted model, not a curated record.
AUGCCCUCCAACACCCUCACCCAGCUUGCUUCUGAUGAAAAAACCUCUCUCAAGCACAACGACAAGACUGGCCCCAAGCCAACAGCCUCUAAACACAAUGCUGUUGGCACCAAAACAAACACUCCUGCUUCUGCUUCCAGAAAUGCCUCCUCCAAGGGCAACACCCUAGAGUUCGAAAAGAAAAAACAAAACUUUUUAACACGAGCUCUUUCGACUUUUAUCAUGAUCUUUGGUUUCUUUGGUAUAGUAAUUGGUGGCCAUCUCUGGACUAUUUUGUUGGUUUUGGUCUUGCAAAUCUUGACUUUCAAAGAAGUUAUCUCAAUUACCUAUGAACCUGCUAGAUAUAAGAGACUUCCUUACAACAGGUCUUUGAAUUGGUAUUUUUUAGCUACCUCCCUAUACUAUCUUGAUGGUAAAUUCUUGAUUUUUUAUUUUAAACAUGUUAUUCUCUUGGACACCUUUUUAACUCCCCUAGCUACUCACCACAAAUUUAUAUCCUACUGUCUUUAUGUUCUUGGUAUUGUUUUAUUUGUUUGCUUUCUUCAAAAGGGCUACUAUAAAUUCCAAUUUGCCCAAUUAUGUGCUACCCAUAUGACUUUGAUCUUGGUAGUCCUACAAGCCCAUUUCAUCAUCAACAAUAUCCUAACAGGUAUGUUUUGGUUCUUCUUACCUGUAUCCUUGGUUAUUGUUAAUGAUAUCUUUGCCUACAUCUGCGGCAUAACUUUUGGUAAGACAAGAUUAAUUGCAAUCUCUCCUAAAAAAACUGUUGAAGGAUUUGUUGGUGCUUGGAUCUUCACUGUUUUAUUUUCAUUGUUAAUUACCUUCAUCCUAUCUCCCUACAAAUACAUUAUUUGUCCCGUCGACGAUGAUUUAUCCGUCAAUAUAAUUAAAGGUUUAGACUGUGAAUUGAACCCAGUUUUCAUUCCACAGGAAUACAGAAUCCCCCCAAUGAUAGCAGAAGCCCUACAUUAUUAUUCAAUCACAAUCAAACCAAUCUAUUUUCAUGCAAUUGUAUUAGCUACUUUUGCUUCUUUAAUCGCUCCCUUUGGCGGCUUUUUCUGCUCGGGUUUAAAAAGAGCCUUUAAAGUUAAAGACUUUGCUGACACCAUCCCUGGUCAUGGUGGUAUAACCGAUAGAAUGGAUUGCCAAUUUAUAAUGGGCUCUUUCUCUUAUCUUUAUUACGAAACUUUUAUUUCAACUCACAAAGUCAGUGUCAGUUCCAUAUUACAAAUGGCUGUAGUCAACUUGGAUCCUGAUCAAGUUACUCAAUUAAUCGAUUCCUUAUUAAAUUAUCUUCAUAAAUCUGGAAGAUUAAAUUUAAAUAAUUACAAUCAAAUAAUAAAAUUAGUUAGUGAAAGCUCACCAAGAAAGCGAUAA